AUGUUGCACAUGCAUUACGGGUGUAGGGGCAGCCGGGAGCAUGCCCGUAAGAUUCAUCACGAAGAGGAGGAGGAUAACAAUGUAGGAUCGCAUAUUGCAAGGUCAGGUCCAGUUCCAGCUUUCAUCGAGGAAGCAUGGCCGCUCAUGCAAGAUGCCGAGUGGUGUUGGGGAGCCUCCGAGAGUGUUCACUGGGAAGUGUCAGUGUGGGACCGUGCUUCAGAUUGCUUAGGAAGGUCGGCUGGACUACGCAAGGACAUUCGUGAUGAGCUCAAUGGUGUACCGGGACCUCUGGAGGUUGCGCUGGUGAAGAGGAUGGCUGUACAAGCGAUAGCUGUGGAGGAAUAG
This is a messenger RNA of Eruca vesicaria subsp. sativa (arugula), 345 nucleotides long. NCBI's taxonomy places the organism in Eukaryota, Viridiplantae, Streptophyta, Magnoliopsida, Brassicales, Brassicaceae. The record is from the annotation of a GenBank genome assembly.